This is a messenger RNA of Ceutorhynchus assimilis (cabbage seed weevil), 949 nucleotides long. The record is from the annotation of a GenBank genome assembly. Lineage: Eukaryota; Metazoa; Arthropoda; Insecta; Coleoptera; Curculionidae.
UAUGCAUAAUCAAUUCGUCUACUUCAUCAAACAUAAUUAUUUUUUCUCUAAAAAAGUGCAUUUUUCCAUCUACCGAAACUAGCUUAAAGCGUCUUCAAAUGCUUUUCAUUUCUCCACAUCUACUCCGACCGAUGUGUUAGAAUAUUAGCCGAAUUUUUAAUUUAAAUUAAUUGAAACGUGUGUUAAAGUUUGAUCUAAUGCCUUUCAAAUAUGCUUAUGUCGUACCGAUAUUUCAAGGAGUACUUUAUCCGGUAACAUUCUCAUUCACUUACAUAGUUGCAGCUUAUAUAAACAAAGACAUACCCUCUGUAUUUCCAUACAUAAGUGACACAGGAGCCUGGUCGAUAGAAAGAUGCAUAUUUUCAUUUAUGUUAGGAAUUGGUUCAGUGGCAAUGUUCCUCACAAUCUACAUACGAUACCGCCAAGUAAAAUUAAUACUAGGAACACAUAAGAAUAACGGAUAUAGACCACUUUUACAUAGCCUAAAUAAUUUCUCAUUUUAUAUGGGUAUUAUAAUAGGAUUGAGUGUGUUUUUAUUAGGAUGUUUUCAAGUGCAACCGUUUAUUGUAAUGCAUUUAGUAGGAGCCGUUACAGCUUGUAUUACUUCUGGAUCCUAUUUAGUGAUUCAGACUUACCUUUCAUAUAAAAUCUAUCCAGCGUUAGGAAGCAAGAAUCUGAAUAUUUUCAGGCUCAUUGUUGUCGUAAUUCUUAUUAUAUCUACAAUCAUUUCCGGAUCGUUUGGAUUGAUUUCGUUAUUAUUAUUUACUGGUGACGAUAUAACUCAAUGGACAGAAAGCUCUGGAGGAUAUCUUUUUCAUUUGAUAAGCGCAGCAACCGAAUGGAUUGUAGUUUUAGGUGUGGUAUUCUAUUUGUCAUUAUAUGCUGCUGAGUUCAAGACACUUGUAUUUAAUAAGCCUAAAGUAGAUAUAAUAAAUGUUUAAAUUACCAA